GGGGGAAGCGCGAGAGUGAGUGAGUGGCUGAGUGAGUUUACCCCUAUGAGGCGGUGAGAGGCCCGGGGCCUACCUCAGAGGAGCGGGGUCGCGGCGCCAGCUAGCAGCGGGCCCCCUCCCGGUCCCCGGGCCCGGCGGCGCGGCGGCGGCUCGGUUGUGAGGAGGCGGGGAAGCGAGUGUCCGGCUCCAGCCAUGGAGGGCAUGGACGUGGACCUGGACCCCGAGCUGAUGCAGAAGUUCAGCUGCCUGGGCACCACCGACAAGGACGUGCUCAUCUCCGAGUUCCAGCGGCUGCUCGGUUUCCAGCUCAACCCGGCGGGUUGCGCCUUCUUCCUGGACAUGACCAACUGGAACCUACAAGCAGCAAUUGGCGCCUAUUAUGACUUUGAGAGCCCAAACAUCAGUGUGCCCUCUAUGUCCUUUGUUGAAGAUGUCACCAUAGGUGAAGGAGAGUCAAUACCUCCUGAUACUCAGUUUAUAAAAACAUGGCGGAUCCAGAAUUCUGGGGCAGAGGCCUGGCCUCCAGGGGUUUGUCUUAAAUAUGUCGGGGGAGACCAAUUUGGACAUGUGAACAUGGUGAUGGUGAGAUCGCUAGAGCCCCAAGAGAUUGCAGAUGUCAGCGUCCAGAUGUGCAGCCCCAGCAGAGCAGGAAUGUAUCAGGGACAGUGGCGGAUGUGCACUGCUACAGGACUCUACUAUGGAGAUGUCAUCUGGGUCAUUCUCAGUGUGGAGGUGGGUGGACUUCUAGGAGUAACGCAGCAGCUGUCGUCUUUUGAAACGGAGUUCAACACACAGCCACAUCGCAAGGUAGAAGGAAACUUCAACCCGUUUGCCUCUCCCCAAAAGAACCGACAAUCAGAUGAAAACAACUUAAAAGACCCUGGGGGUUCCGGGUUCGACUCGAUCAGCAAAAACACAUGGGCUCCUGCUCCUGACCAAACUGAGCAAGAUGAGAAUAGACUCUCACAGAACUCUGUAAAUCUGUCCCCCAGCAGUCACGCAAACAACUUAUCAGUAGUGACUUACAGUAAGGGGCUCCACGGGCCUUAUCCCUUCGGCCAGUCUUAAACGGGUGUCAGCAAGAAGAAAAAUUAACAAAAGACAGAAGGCUUGACUUUGGGGGGGAGGGCAAGGGGUUCCUCUGGAUUGCAGACCACAUCGCGUGGACCCCUGGCUCUGACCCCCCAUCCUGGAAGAAGAGGAAGACGCAGAACAGACUAGUUUUGAGUAAACUCAGUAUGCAUGUGUGAAUGCUGAUUCACAGGAAUGGUGUUGAGGCUACCAAGAAGAAAUCUGUGCAGCCACUUUGGGUUUUGUUUAUUAAGUGUCAGUCUAGCAAGUCAUUAGGUCACUCAAGAAGGAAAAAAAAGUUUAAAAUGGGGGAAAAAAGCCAUCUUUUUAAACAAAAAUUAUUUUGCCUACAGACAGGUUGUAGUUUUGAGCACAUGUUAAUUUUCUCCCCUCUUUCCCACUUUUAUUUUUUUUAGAUAAGGGAUAACAUACUCUUUAUAGAAUAGCUGCUUGCUCUGGAAGCGAUUCAGGUUAGAAGCUGGCGUGGCAUGUUUGGGGACUCUGCGGGUCAGUGCCACAUGACUCCACAAGUCUCUGACCCCAUUUGUUUUUCAUGGCAUCAGCCAAUGAGUUAUCACCCUUUUCCUCUUCUUUUCUCGUUAAUCUUCUGUUGAUUUACACCUUUGACAUUUGUAUUCGUCAACCCUGUGGCUUGUUACCAUCAGAACCUCUCUGAAGACCAAACUUCCCUGUGUGGCCAGCGGAGGAAGCCUUGAGGACAGAUCUCGGGUGACGUGGGAGUUUCUGAGGCUGAGAGGUGUCCUUCUGCACACACUUGUAACAAUUCAAAUUGCUUUCCUUCCAUGUUUCUCUUGGCAGAGAGAAAUGCCAUCACGCUUACUGCUCUUCUGGAUUCUUUGUACACAGUGGCCCCCAUUCACUCUGGGAACAGUGCCUCUGUGCUGCAUAUGUGCGUGUGCCACGUGCACACACACACGGGUGUUGGUGCAGCUCACCAGCGAUUGUGCAGCAGGCGAAUGUGAAGGUGUCCCAUGCUUCUCUGUUGUCACACAGCUCCUUUCCCUGUGUUCUCCUCCAGUUGUCCUUUGUGGUGGUUUCACAGCCUGUUAGUGGAAGCUGAGCUGUUAAGGUAUGAAAAUAUAGCCCCAGAUGGGGAAUUUGCCAUGGGGAAGGGCCACAGCUACCACAUUUUGAUGGAACUGAAAGGUCCCCAGCCCUGAGCAGGAUGCUUGGUUAUUGGGAGGUGGUGGGCAAAGGGCAGCCCUGCCAGAGCACAGGCUGAUUAGCUGGCUGCUCACUUGGACAGGUGGCCCCACUGGCAUCCUGUGGAUUCCAAGCAGUUUGAGAUGUGGAUAUCUCCAUGGAAAGUUUGAACCAGGCUAGAACAGCUGUCUGCCAAAGAUACAAGAAUAUGCAAAGUCCCUCUUCUCUUCUUACCCCUCCUUCCCUCGAGUCUUGGUUGGUUGAUAGCCAGGGAUAUGGGUCUAGGUGCGGGUGCAGAGUUGCCUGCCUGUUCCCACACCCCCACCCAUCCUGAGGGUGUGAGACCAGCAGGGAGACCAGGUCGAUGAGCGGCUGCAGUGGGUCAUACAGCCUGGGUGUGGGUGAUGGUCUGCCUGCCUGUCUCUCUUUCUGGGUGUCGGAGAAAAAAAUGUGUGUUGUUUGUUCCUCCUCAUCCUCUUCUGAGACUGUUGUUUUUUUAAAGCUUGAUUGUGAGAGAAAAGUUUGUAUGAAAUUCCCCCUUUGCCUUCCCUCCUCCCAAAAAAUUGAAAGGGGGAAUAAACAUUGGUCCACUGGAGAGGUCCUGAGGGAGGGUGGAGCCAGCCUGCUGAGAGAGCAGUGCGGCUGGGGCUGGACUCGGGCUCACAGCGGAGCACCUACUUUCUAUGCACACGAAGAGUACCCCAUUCCCGAGCAGAGCAGAUGGGAGUCCCUGCCAGGUGCCCAGGCCACCACAGGCCCAAGCAGGGGCUCACGAUAGCUUUUUGUCUGGGGGCCCUGUUAGGCCCAGACUUCUGCUACUGUUGGUGCCAACCUCCUGGACACCACCACCCUGGAGCCUACACAUGCCCAGCCGUUUUCCUCACUAGAUAGCCUCAGAGCGUCACAUCUUCAGCUGCCCUGGUGGGAUCGUGGGAAGCUUUCCAUCCCCUGGUUUCCUGGUUUCCUGGCUUCCUCAUCUGCCCCGCACUAGGCGCCCCUUCCCCUUCCCAGGAGGCGCUGCCUGCCAUGAUUCAGCAGUGACUUCACAGGUCACCAUCAGUGGGUCUGGCCCUGCCAGGGGAAUCCUCUUCUCCUCUUGCUUGUAGGCAGCUUCACCCAGCAAGGUAAUUGGCCCAAGCACGUUAGCUUCCCUCCCAAAGACAAACCAUUUCUGUACACAUCUUUGGAGAGGUGAGCUCCUUGCUGAGGCCAGAGCAAGCGCAAGCCAUGGAAUAGAAGCAGAAGGAGUCUGUGGUUCCCCCAGGACCUGGAGGCUGUCAGUACCCUUGAUCCUGCCUCCUCCCAUUGGUUUAGGUUCUGAGCAACUCCUCGAGCCCCUCCUCUCCCCUGCUGAGUUGGGCAGCAUAGGCUACCCUCUCAGCCUCAGUGGUCUCAGUUCCUCUUAGGCUCCUCAUCAAAUGGCAGGCUGCCCCUGGGCAGGACUUCCAGUGUCUGGUACCCAUGAGGUGACACAAGCAGCAUCCUUAAGGACCUGAGCCCAGUGGGGGAGGUAGAGGGGCUCAGGCCUGUGUGCAUGGAGUGAGGUGUGUGUGGAUCUGUGUGCACGCGUGCAUGCCUUUAUUUCUUUUUGCCUUGGGGGCAGUUGAAUUCGGGGCAUUUUUCACAAGAAACAGCCUUCUCUUACCCCAGCAAGGACUGGCUGUAACCUUAAGUCCGUCAAAGGCACUUCCAGCCUGGAGAGAACCUCACCAAGACAGCUGUGGCCAAGGUGGGAAGUGGGCAUGAGAAUAAACACCUCCCCAAAUUCAACCUGAGCCCUAUCAGGAGAGGAUGGUGGGGUUGCCAGGGCUCAGAAAUGGAAGCUGAUUCCCCACCCAACCCUGCCUUGUCUUUUUUUUUUUUUUUAUCCUUGGGUGAAUGCUGGAGCAGCAGUUGCUGCUUCCUCCACCUGGACAGUGGUGUGUAGCAAGCAAGCUGGGUGGUUGUUUGUGGUGGGGCCUCGUGGUGCCUGGGAGGAGAUGAAGAUGAGGAGGUUUUUCCUUACUGUAUAAAUGAAUAUUUGUAUGAUUAAAUUAACACACACCAAAAAAAAAACAAACAAAAAAACCAACCCUA
This is a messenger RNA of Camelus dromedarius (Arabian camel), 4311 nucleotides long. It is a transcript of the gene ILRUN, whose product is annotated as inflammation and lipid regulator with UBA-like and NBR1-like domains. Gene Ontology annotation, biological process: macroautophagy. The record is from RefSeq and is a predicted model, not a curated record. The transcript has 5 exons. Gene Ontology annotation, cellular component: phagophore assembly site. NCBI's taxonomy places the organism in Eukaryota, Metazoa, Chordata, Mammalia, Artiodactyla, Camelidae. The coding region runs from base 193 to 1068 and encodes 291 amino acids. Gene Ontology annotation, molecular function: ubiquitin binding.